This is a messenger RNA of Suillus fuscotomentosus, 1569 nucleotides long. RefSeq lists its product as uncharacterized. Gene Ontology annotation, cellular component: nucleus; perinuclear region of cytoplasm; cytosol. NCBI's taxonomy places the organism in Eukaryota, Fungi, Basidiomycota, Agaricomycetes, Boletales, Suillaceae. The transcript is spliced from 4 exons. The annotation marks the transcript as partial. The record is from RefSeq and is a predicted model, not a curated record. Gene Ontology annotation, biological process: activation of GTPase activity; nucleocytoplasmic transport. Gene Ontology annotation, molecular function: GTPase activator activity; small GTPase binding.
UCUUCCCAGAAAAUUCGACAUCAUUAUGAUGAUGAUCCGGCCACUGUUCGUUCUGUCAGUCAUCAGCGCUUGAAGAGCGUCAGCGCUAGACUUGCAUCAACCAUUGCUGCAAGGAAUAUUAUCAAUGCUAUACAGCGCCGUGAGAUUGUCCAUAGAUUGGAUAUCGGCAACAGUUCAAUGGGCGAUGAGGGUUGCGUACAGCUUUUCAACUUUCUAGACUCUCCUGCUGGUCGAACAUGCAAAAACAGCCUCACCGAGCUGUACCUCACAAGGAACGGUAUAGGUGGAAAGGGUCUACGUGCUGUAUCAAAGUUCAUCAGGGACAAUGAUGUGCUCAGGGAACUAUGUCUGUCCGGUAACCCAUUAUCGACCGAUGCGGACGUCAUCGCACAAUUUACCACUGCACUGAACAGCUCGAGACUGUGCACGCUCCAGCUGAUCCAUAACGGCACUCUCUCUGACACCUUCAUUCGCGCAUUCCUUCCCAGCCUCAACGCACGGUAUCUGCGUCAACUCGGCCUUUCUGCCACCAAUAUUACCCGCGUUGUGGUCCCUACCAUCAUUGAAUAUGUCGCGUCGCCGCGUUGCAGACUGGACCAAUUGCAGUGCAAUGCGAACAGCCUGACACUGCUCGGUGCACGUGAAAUCAUCAGCGCUAUAGAGCAUGAGAAUUACAGCCUUUUCAGGGUCAAUCUUGAUGACCUGCAUAUUGAUGAGUAUGAUGGCGAUGGCGAGGAGCGCACUCUUGCGUGGCAAGAGGGUUGGCAGAUUUUAAACAAUACAUCCCAGAGGAACUUGACGAAAAAAAUCCGGGUGAAAAAGCAAGCUGUCGCGCUGCUGCUGUACAGCCGUGCAUUGUUCCUUCGGUCGGGAAUGCGGGACCUACACGGCGGUGCUCUUCUUGACUUUGCUUCUGUUUCCGCCCUCAAUCGACUUUCCGCAGUUUCUGCGCCCUCGAUGUUCUUCCAACUGCCUGAGGAAAUACAGCAGGAAGUCAUCGCCUUACUAGCACCGGAUCUAUCUCACCGGCAGCGUAUCCGCGUUAUUGCAUUUGGCGCAGAUUUUCGCACUCUUCCACAACUGGAUGAACCACGUCUUGAACCAGCGAAUGCGGUACAUCUCCCGGCGUUCAUGCGAGCAAGUGUCAGCCGGCAGACUAGUGCCACCGCCAAAGUACCACAUGAAGGUUCGUGGAAACCUCCAGCGUGGUGGCAGUGUGCGUGCCCUGAGGAGAAGCGUAGAAAUUGCCGAACUCUCCACCGCUGGGAGAGAGAGAGGCGAGAUGUGUGGCUGACGCGUGUUGGAUGCGACGUUUGGGAACCUGAAUUUGCCAUGCGAGACGCACAACAUUGAUCGCGACUGGUUCGGACUCGUUUAUGCUCCUGGGACAUCAACGGUCGUAAGCGCACCAAUAUUUACGUAAUCUGUGUCUGUGCGUCUGCCAUCCAACUGCCGUCCUGUACGUCCUGGAAGUCUCAUGAUAUAUUUCUGCUCUACAGCUCUUGAAAUAAGCUGUGCGCUGCUGUGUUUCUCAUGUCAAGUACAUAAAUUUCAAGUUUGCUCUUCGCU